This is a messenger RNA of Zingiber officinale, 4291 nucleotides long. Its product is annotated as probable inactive leucine-rich repeat receptor kinase XIAO. The record is from RefSeq and is a predicted model, not a curated record. Gene Ontology annotation, cellular component: plasma membrane. Gene Ontology annotation, biological process: protein phosphorylation. The transcript has a single exon. Lineage: Eukaryota; Viridiplantae; Streptophyta; Magnoliopsida; Zingiberales; Zingiberaceae. Gene Ontology annotation, molecular function: protein binding; protein kinase activity; ATP binding. The coding region runs from base 583 to 4059 and encodes 1158 amino acids.
AAACAAAGCUUUACCCCGGUUCGACUCCCUGCCUGAUCCGGCUCACCCCACGAGCCAUAAAUGACAAUGCGAUGGUGGGCUGGCGGGUGGGUAGGCGCACACACAUACGCUACAAUUAUGCCUUUUUACCCCUUCCUUCCCCAUCGGAAUCGAAUCAGAGACGGCCAUGAAUGCGAUUCGCAGCACAGUUGGUUGCCCCCACGCUACAGUACUUGGCUAGGCCGAGGCGUGGCCCCGGGACGGUAAAGUGAAAACGAGUGGCAGGAAUGAUGGCAAAGCUCGUCCAACUUGGCGAUCCAGUGUUUUUGGUCGAUAAACCGAAAGAUAAAGCGACAUCGACCAACGGUUAACUCAGCCUGACCCGUAAAUGAUAUUCAAUUACUUGAUUCCCUCACUCCCAGCGAGGAUAAGGAACCGCCGCUUCAGGGCUCCUCCUCCUCUCUCUCUCUCUCUCUCUGCUUUUCAAAACGAGAGCGGAAGGGAGGAAAAACAAGAAACGAAAGCGGUCAAAAAAGGGACAGAGUUGCUCGUUGUUGUGUUCGUCUUCCUCCUUCAGCCCCUGCUGCUGCUCCCGUGGCCACAAUGCACUUCUUCACGCUUCUGCUGCUGUUUCCCUUACUUGUUUCCGCCACCCCGCCUCCGUCUCCGCCGCCGCCGCCGCCUCUUACGCCGGCGGGGCGCAGCCGGGAAACCCAGGGGGAGAUCGACGCGCUUACAGCGUUCAGGCUCGCGCUCCGUGACCCUCUCGGCGCGCUCGACGGCUGGGACGAGGGGUCUCUCUCCGCGCCUUGCGACUGGCGCGGCGUCGCUUGCGAACCUAACGCCGCCCGCGUCGUCGAGCUCCGACUCCCUCGCCUUCGCCUCUCCGGCCUCAUCUCUCCUCGGCUUGCUGACCUCCGGCUCCUGCAGCGUCUGAGCCUCCGGUCGAACCAGUUCUACGGGUCUAUUCCGCCGGCAUUGGCCUCUCUUGGCAACCUCCGCUCCCUCUUCCUCCAGUCCAAUGCCCUUUCCGGUCCCAUCCGCGCCUUCCCACUCUACAACCUCUCCUCCCUCCAAGUCCUCAGCUUUGCCGGUAACCUCCUCAUUGGCUCUGUGCCCGCCGCCUUUCCUCCGGGUAUCCGCUACCUCGACCUCUCUUCUAAUGCAUUCGCCGGCCUUGUCCCGGCCAACCUCUCUUCCGCCGCCACGCAGCUCCAGUUCCUCGACCUCUCCUACAACCGCCUCCGCGGCAUUAUUCCCGGAGACCUCGGCCGUCUCCCCGCGCUUUCUUUCCUCUACCUCGACGGCAACCUUCUCGAAGGCACCCUCCCGGCGGUGCUCGCCAACUGCUCCUCCCUCGUUCACCUAAGCAUACAGGGAAACAACCUCCGGGGCAUCGUACCUUCGGCCAUCGCGGAGAUGCCCAACCUUCAAGUGCUGGCUCUCGCUCGGAAUCACCUCUCCGGCGCAGUGCCGGCCUCCAUCUUCUACAAUUCCACCCUCACUGGUAGCUCCUCCCUCCGGAUCGUGCAGCUCGGCCUCAAUGAGUUCACAGAACUGGCUAUCCCGCCGCCGGACGAGCGCCUCUCUGCAUCCCUACAAGUUCUGGAUGUCAAGGAGAACAAGCUCACCGGGCCAUUCCCUGCGUGGCUUGCCAAUGCCUCUGGGCUAACUGUCUUGGAUCUCACAGGCAAUGCUCUCACCGGCUCCCUUCCGCCGGGUAUUGGAAGGCUUGCGUCGCUGCAAGAGCUCCGGUUGGGACGGAACUUCAUGACCGGUCAACUUCCCAGGGAGAUCGGCUUGUGUGGUGCAAUACAAGUUCUUGAUCUCGAGAAGAACAGGUUCUCGGGCCACAUACCGGAUUCUCUUGGGAGCCUCAGCCGCCUGAGGGAUCUAUAUAUGGGUGGCAACUUCUUCUCCGGUCGGAUUCCACUGAAUCUGCUAAACCUCUCGAAACUGGAGACAUUAUCCCUCCAUUCAAACCACAUUUCCGGCAUUCUCCCGCAGGAACUGACGCAGCUCACCAAUCUCACUACGCUCGACCUCGCCGGCAAUGGCAUCUCUGGCGAGAUUCUGUCCUCGAUCGGGGAGCUCCUUGGCCUGCAGGUGCUAAAUCUGAGCAAAAACGGCCUCUCUGGCGCCAUUCCAGCGAGCAUCGGUAGGCUUCUAAACCUUAGGUCACUCGACCUCAGUGGUCAGAACCUUUCCGGCGAUCUUCCUCCUGAGCUCUUCGGACUGCCCAGCCUUCAGGUGAUAUCGCUUGCAGAUAACUCAUUUUCUGGCCAAGUCCCCGAAGGUUUCAGCAGCCUAUGGAGCUUGCAGGUUCUCAACCUCACCGGCAAUGCUUUCUCUGGUACAAUCCCGACGACCUACGGCUACCUCCAGUUGCUUAAAGUUCUGUCAGUCUCCUACAACAACAUCACCGGCGAGAUUCCAGCUGAGCUCGCCAACUGCUCCAAUCUCACUGUUCUCCAGAUUCGCUCCAACCAUUUGUCCGGAUCCAUUCCGAAGGACCUUUCUCGUCUCUCCAUACUCACGGAGCUCGACCUCGGUCAGAACAAUCUCUCCGGCGAUAUCCCGCUGGAACUAUCCAAUUGCUCAGCAUUGGUGAGCCUCAAAUUGGACGGUAAUCAUCUCUCAGGCGACAUUCCCGGCUCGAUCUCGAAUCUUUCCAAGCUCCAGGAGCUCGACCUCUCUGACAACGAGUUCUCUAACCUCCUUCCCUCAUCUCUCGCCCGUAUCUCCGGCUUGGUGUACUUUAAUGUGUCGGAUAAUAACCUCAGCGGAGCGAUCCCAGAGGUGCUCGGUGCCCGUUUCAGCGACCCGUCAUUAUUUGCUGGGAACCCAGAACUCUGCGGCCAGCCAUUGGAGAAGUCGUGUCGGAGAAGCAAAAGGAGCUAUCUCAUCCUAGUGAUCGGCCUCGCGGCGGCGGCGGCCUUCAUUCUUGUCCUGUUGUGCUGCUGCUUCGCUUACACUCUGCUGCGGUGGCGGAGGCGCUUCUUAGAUAGCCGGGCCGGGGUAAAGAAACGGAGCCCUGGGAGGGGCAGCGGAUCGAGCCAAGAAAGCGGAGGAGAGACCAACGGCGGGCCGAAGCUGGUGAUGUUCAACAACAGGAACACUUACGCCGAUACCGUGGAGGCUACGCGUCAGUACGACGAAGAAAAUGUCCUGAGUCGCGGUCGCCAUGGACUGCUGUUCAAGGCGUGCUACAACGAUGGUACUGUGUUGUCCAUCCUGCGCCUGCCAUCGACGUCCGCUGACGGCGCCAUCGUGAUUGAGGAGGCGGCGUUCCGCAAGGAGGCGGAGUCGCUGGGGAAGGUGAAGCACCGGAAUCUUACCGUGCUUCGCGGUUACUACGCCGGACCCCCACCGGAUGUUCGAUUGCUAGUCUACGAUUACAUGCCGAACGGCAACCUAGCCACUCUGCUGCAGGAGGCGUCCCACCAGGACGGCCACGUUCUCAACUGGCCGAUGCGCCAUCUCAUUGCCCUCGGCGUUGCCCGCGGUCUCGCCUUCCUCCAUGCCUCCGGGGUAAUCCACGGGGACGUCAAGCCGCAGAACAUCCUCUUCGACGCCGAUUUCGAGCCCCACCUCUCUGAUUUCGGCCUGGAGCCGAUCGUGGUGACUGCAGGAGCAGCCGCGGCUGCCGCAGCCGCAUCCACGUCCGCGACGCCAGUGGGCUCGCUGGGGUACGUCGCCCCCGACGCCGCCGCGGCGGGACAGGCGACGCGAGAGGGGGACGUGUACAGCUUCGGCAUCGUGCUGCUGGAGCUUCUGACGGGAAGACGGCCGGGGACCUUCGCGGGCGAAGAAGAGGAGGACAUCGUGAAGUGGGUGAAGCGGCAGCUGCAGCGGGGCCAGGUGGCGGAGCUGCUCGAACCAGGUCUUCUGGAGCUGGACCCGGAGUCGUCGGAGUGGGAAGAGUUCCUUCUGGGCGUGAAGGUCGGCCUUCUCUGCACCGCCCCCGACCCGCUCGACCGGCCGUCGAUGGCCGACAUCGUCUUCAUGCUCGAGGGCUGCCGCGUCGGCCCCGACCUCGCUUCCUCCGCCGACCCCACCUCCCAGCCUUCUCCCGCCUGACCGAUUUUUUUUUUCCCCCUUUUUCGUCAUUUUUCUCAAUUCUUGGUUUUUCUUUUUUCCCCGCAAAAUUAGUUGUUGGCGCGGUCAAAUUGACUAGCACGUGCUUCGCACGCGUUCUCCCUCCCGCCAUGUUCGAGGUCGUAACUCGUAGCCGUUGAGCCUGCGGGCUGCUACUGUCCAUCGAUUCCCUUCUAUUUUAAAUCCCGCUAAACGGCUGCACUGUUUCGUGUCA